This is a messenger RNA of Ascoidea rubescens DSM 1968, 426 nucleotides long. It is a transcript of the gene CWC21, whose product is annotated as U2-type spliceosomal complex subunit CWC21. The annotation marks the transcript as partial. The record is from RefSeq and is a predicted model, not a curated record. The transcript has a single exon. NCBI's taxonomy places the organism in Eukaryota, Fungi, Ascomycota, Saccharomycetes, Ascoideales, Ascoideaceae.
AUGUCGUAUAAUGGUAUAGGUUUAUCCACAGCUAGAGGGUCUGCAACAAAUGGUUAUAUCCAGCGAAACAUUUCCAACAGGUCUCAGACAGACCCACACCAAAAGAACUAUUAUGAAAGACGAAAAUACUUGAAAGAGAAAAAUGAAUUGGAAAAAAAAAAGGCGCUAAAGACUUUGAAUUUUAAAGGUGAUAAAGAGAUUUUAUUACACGAAAAAAAGAGAUUGAUCCAAAUUAAAUGCAUGGAGUUACAAGAACAACUAGAAGACGAACAAGAAAAUGGCGAUGAAGCUUUAACUGAUGAAAUUAUUUCACAAAAAGUAAAUGACUUAAAAUCUAAAUUAUUUGAAAUGUUUAAUAAAAAUGAGGAUAGUAUAUUAGAGAAUCAUUUAAAUGAAUCUUACAAAAAUAAAAAUAAUAGACAUAAA